Messenger RNA from Leptopilina boulardi, 3199 nucleotides. Its product is annotated as MOXD1 homolog 1. NCBI's taxonomy places the organism in Eukaryota, Metazoa, Arthropoda, Insecta, Hymenoptera, Figitidae. The record is from RefSeq and is a predicted model, not a curated record. Gene Ontology annotation, biological process: octopamine biosynthetic process; norepinephrine biosynthetic process; dopamine catabolic process. Gene Ontology annotation, molecular function: copper ion binding; dopamine beta-monooxygenase activity. The coding region runs from base 270 to 2813 and encodes 847 amino acids. The transcript is spliced from 10 exons. Gene Ontology annotation, cellular component: secretory granule membrane.
ACUGCUCGGUAUCCGCAGGGGUAGGCAGGCCGCAUGUUUAAAUUAGUCCCGGCACAACUGUCGUGCGUACAACAUGUACGAAUCAACCAUGAGAAACGAGCCCUCAUCAAAGGACGAUCUCGAAGACGAAAAACGUUGAAAAAAAAAAAUACUUUUUAUCAACAAUUUUUUUUGUUUUUAGUGAAAAAGUAAACUAUUUAAAAAAAAACCACCCCCCCCCCCCUCGGAAAUAAAUAAUACCAAUUGUGUGAAUGUGAAAAAAAAUAAUAAUGUUUCUAUUAAGGGUAGUUUUGUUAUUAUCUGCCCAUUGGGUAGUGAGUGCGGAUUUAUUGGAUUUGUUUGUUGAACACAUGGAUGAAGAGAUGAAAACACCGGAAUAUAAAAAACAUCAUCAUAGAGAGCCAUUGAGACAACGUAUGAGAAAUAAAAGAAGUGUUGUUGAAAGUCCUUUUUUUAGAAUUGGUAACUAUAGAAGACAGAGGCUUGAUGUUGAUGAAAAUUGGAGUAAAUCAUCAAAUCAUAAUAAUAAAACAUUUAAGAACGAUGGUCUUGAAUAUCCAAAUAAACAGGAAAUGAAUAAUGAACAAGAACAAUAUGAAUUGUUAAAUGCAAUUGAUGAAUUAGCAUUAUCAAAAUAUGAGAAUAAUAUGAAAGAAUUACCAAUUAGUAAAUAUUUUCAGAAAGAUAUUUUAAAAAAUCAACCGAAAAUUGUACCGAAAAAAUAUUUUACCAAUGAAAAAUAUAGAAUUAAAGCUAGUUUUGAUGUGAUGAAACGAAAGAGAAGUGUUGAGGAUGAUGAUGAUGAUGAUGACGAUGAUGAUAUUAAUUUUAGUAGAAGUGAAAUUCUAGAUGAAAAUGGAGAUGUUUUACUUGAAUGGGAUCCAUCUGAUGAGAAUAUUGUCACGUUCAAGGUCACUGCUAGAACAUUGGGAUAUAUUGGAAUUGGCUUCAAUGAGAAGAGUCAUAUGAAGGGUGCUGAUCUUAUUUUAGCUUGGGUUAAUGAUCACACACAGCAAAUCAGCUUAUUGGAUUCUCACGGUCUUGAGGAGUCAAAUACUGCACCAGUGACGGAUGUAUCUCAAGAUGUUGAAAUUGUCGAUGGCUAUCAAAAUGAAACUCACACGACGAUUAUAUUCUCGAGAAAGUGGGAAACGUGUGAUCCAGAGGAUAAGCCAUUAAAUGGUGAUACGAUUAGAGUACUUUGGGCAAUUCAUCCCAAUGAUCCUGAAUUAAAUUCGGCAGCUUUUCAUGGUGAAAAACGUGGUGGUAGGGCCCUACGACUAAAGGCACCUGCACCACAUCCACCACCACCACCCAGAAGUCCUGAUGUACAAUUCUGGGAUAUUAAACUCAACCAGUUUGCUGUUUCCGAUACAACGGACACUGAAUAUUGGUGCAAGAUUUUUAAAGCUCCAAUGAUUGAAAAACAUCACAUGAUUGGGUACACUCCACUUGUGGAGAAGGCGAAUGAGGCUCUUGUACACCACGUGAUUUUGUACGAAUGUGUUUCGACUUCACCGACCCUUGGAAAACAUACGAAACUUGCUGGGGCGCAUUGCUAUAGUCCAACGAUGCCAAGAGAAUGGGAAUCCUGUCUGCAACCAGUACUCGCCUGGGCUCGUGGAAGCAAAGGAGAAUGGUUUCCUGAACACAUUGGAAUUCCAGUGGCGGAACAUAAAGAAGGAACAUAUUAUAUGUUGGAAGUUCACUACAACAAUCCGGGUCAUAAGAAAAUUAUUGAUAGCAGCGGUGUGAGAAUUCAUUACACUUCUAAUCUUCGUAAAAAUGAAGCCGGUAUUCUCGUUGCUGGAGUGGCUGUGACUCCUCUUCAUGUGGUUCCCCCUCGGCAGAAGAAAUAUGCGACUGCUGGAUAUUGCACUCAAGAUUGCACAAAUAUGAUGUUGCCGAACAAUGGUGUAAAUGUUGUGUCAGUUGUUCUUCAUUCACAUUUGGCUGGUAGAAAAUUGAGUUUAAAACAUAUUCGAGAAGGCAAUGAACUGCCACCAAUUGUUCAAGAUAAUCAUUUUGAUUUUGAUUAUCAACAAUCUCAUACAUUGGAGAAAGAAGUAAAAAUUUUACCCGGUGAUGAAAUUGUCGCUGAAUGUGUUUAUGGUACACUCGAUAGAAAACGACCCACAUUGGGUGGUUAUGCAGCAUCACAAGAAAUGUGUUUAGCAUUUGUUGUUCAUUAUCCAAGAACAGAACUUGCCGCCUGUUACAGUAUGACACCUGUAAAAGAUCUUUUCAAAACAUUGGGCAUCAAUACAUUUAAAGGCAUUUCAAUGGAUCAUCUUGAAAAAAUUUUCCUCAGUACUGGAUUUGAUGCUUUGGCUCUGCCAACUUUAACGAAACAACAGCAUUCAGUGUAUCCGGCUGUUCAGCCAAAUGAUAAAAUUGAUAAACAAUUGGUGAAAGAAGCAGAAUCUGCUUUAAGAGCGUUGAGAGAUUAUAAAGAAGCUGAUAAUAAUGAUGAAUUAUUUUCAACUCUUAUUAUAGAGGAACCUUCCGAAUUUAAAGGUCGUACCUUUGCAGAGCAUAUGCUAGCUAUACCUUGGACGGAAGAACUUCUUUCAAGAUCUAUUGAAAAAAGUUUAUAUCACGGGAAACAUAUGACGUUUUGCAGAAUGAGAAACGACAAUCUUGCUAUGCCUGCAACAAUUCAAAGUUUUCCAAAUUACACAACACUACCCGAACCGAACAAUACAUUUUGCUCCGAAAUGAAAAGACUAUCAAGCUCUGUUGAAUUUUCAUCGUCAAAUUCAUUUCUUGUGAUUUUCACAUUAAGUGUUUCACUAUGGUGGAAUUUUCGUUGACAAAACAAAUUUAACAACGAAUAAUUUUUGAAAGCAAAUUCGCUUUUAUUACUGUGUAUAUUUUUCAAAACUGUAAAUUGGCUCUGACUUAUUUAUUUUCUAGUUAUCGAGAGUAUUUUUUUUUUUUUAUUUUUAUUUUUAACGUAUAGUUAAGAGAUAUUUUUGCAAUUAUAUAAUUGGUUGUUCGAAACAAACCGAGAAAAAUUGUAAAAAGAAAUAUUUUUUUUUUUAGGAUAAAAAUGAUUUUAAAAAGAAGAAUCUUUUUUAUUUAAAAAAAAGUCAAAAUUUUCGAAAAAUUUUGUAUUUACUGCGUUUUUAGUUUGUACGUCGAUAUGUAAAUAUAUUUAUGUAAGUAUCGCAAGUGUAAGUUUUUUUUUUUAAAUAAU